This is a messenger RNA of Talpa occidentalis (Iberian mole), 995 nucleotides long. RefSeq names its product endomucin (gene EMCN). Bases 110 to 904 code for a protein of 264 amino acids. The transcript is spliced from 12 exons. The record is from RefSeq and is a predicted model, not a curated record. NCBI's taxonomy places the organism in Eukaryota, Metazoa, Chordata, Mammalia, Eulipotyphla, Talpidae.
GCCGGGGCCCUUCCCAGUCCUGCACCUCGUCGGCGAGCGCACCAGGCGCAGCCAGGCUGCCGCAGCCGCCGAGCACAGAGAAGCAGAGGCCCCGCGGUGCGGCCCCACCAUGAGGCUGCUGGCCCUGGCGCUGCUGUGCGCCCUGCUGUCCGGCCCCUGCAGCGGCGAGGACCCAGAGGCUGAGAACAAAACCACUCCCGCGCCAGUGCCACCCACUCUGCGGGCAACAGAGAUGCCUGGGUCAGGCGCCACAUCGCCGCUGCCCCAUCCUGGCUCCACGCGGCCCUCCGGAGCCCCCGCGGCAGUAGGAACCACGGCGAAGGAACUCUCCACCGCCUCUCAGCUCACAGCCCGUCCUUCAGUCAGCCCAGCCGUUAGUGGGACAGGAGCCGCAACCUCUGGAGUCACGAAGGCGUCCCCCACGCCUCAGCACUCACCCGCAGCGACGAGUCUUCCGCUGUCAAAUGCUGUUUCAACAUCACAAAGUGUCCAGGCCAAGACCGAGAAUCAGAGUUCGCUGGCAACAACAGGAAAGACAGCCAGCACCCUGCAGCCGGGCGCGCCCACAGCCAGCACCCCCCCCGGGACGGCGGCGACAGCUCUGGACACCAGCUCACAGCCUGCAGUGGGGGGCACCGAGAACCCCAGCAACGCCAGCUCCUCCUCUGCGAACCCCUCGUACUCCAGCGUGGUCCUGCCGGUGGUCAUCGCCCUGAUCGUGAUGACUCUGUCGGUGUUCGCGCUGGUGGGCCUGUACCGCGUGUGCCGGAGGCGAGACCCGGGUCCACCGGACAGCGGGAACGACCAGCCGCCGUCUGAGAAAGAAAGUGUGAAGCUUCUCACUGUCAAGACAAUUUCUCACGAAUCUGGUGGGCGUCCUGUGCGCGGGACCAGCAGGACCUGACGCGGGAGGCCCCGGCAGUGAGCACGCCUCGCCUUCGGCUGCUAGCGCCGCCAGGACGGAGGAGCCGCGCGGAGCGCGCGAGGGCGGCGGC